This is a messenger RNA of Drosophila innubila, 4561 nucleotides long. Its product is annotated as F-box/LRR-repeat protein 20. The coding region runs from base 1238 to 3160 and encodes 640 amino acids. Gene Ontology annotation, biological process: SCF-dependent proteasomal ubiquitin-dependent protein catabolic process. Gene Ontology annotation, cellular component: SCF ubiquitin ligase complex. Lineage: Eukaryota; Metazoa; Arthropoda; Insecta; Diptera; Drosophilidae. The record is from RefSeq and is a predicted model, not a curated record. The transcript has 10 exons. Gene Ontology annotation, molecular function: protein binding.
CCGUUUUUUCGACUCUAUUGCACAAGAAAAAUAAACAUAAACAGAAUUAAAAGUUAGAGCGAGACAGACGUGCGAAGAGUGUCGAAAGUUAUUAUUGUUACAGCGAAUUAACGUUGAAUUGCUAAAAAAAAGCUAAAGUAAAUAAGCUCAGUAAAAAAAGUUAGAAAACAAAAAAUUGAAUCGAUUUACGUGUGGGACAUUUAGAAUUUUAUUGAGCGAGUGUAAUGUGCAUAAAAAAAUAGCUAGAAAUAACAGUCGAAAAAAAGAAGAAGAAAUCAAGUGCAAAGAAAAACUAAUUUACGCAUUAAGAAGUAAUCGACUCAAUCGCAAUUGCAGUUUGCUAUAAUGUAUAAUUAUAACGACGCAACAGCAGCAGCAACAACAACGCAAAAGAACAAAGAACUUCAGUGCAUCAACUACCAAUUGGUACAACAACAACAACAGCAGCAACGACAACAGUGAGAGCAAGAACAACAAUAACGGCAGCAGCCGCAGUGCGACGCAUAAUUUCCUGCUUACCCACACACACACUUACACAGACGCACACAAACAUUAAAGAGCGUUUGCUGUUGCGUGCGUGGGAAGGGGACGCCGUAACGGCUGACCCAAACAAAGAAAAAUAUCUUCGCAAAGAGAGUGGAGCACCAGAAAGAGCGCAACAGUGGAAGAGAGGGCAACGACAGCAAUUCGCGGCGCACAUAAAAUGACCAAUUCGAAUCAUCGUCAUCAUCGUAUCGAUCAAAUAAAAAAGUAAAACGACAAAAAAAAAGAGCAAAAACAAAUGCAAAGUUGCAUGAAACAUAAUAAAGAAUUGCAGUUUAAUGCUAAAGUAAAAAAAUAAAAGGGACAGUGAUAUCUAAAAGUAAAUGAACGCAGCUCCAAAUUUGAAUACGUGACUUUGAGAGAGUGCAAGAACAGAAGAAGGUGCAGGAGAACGCGACGCCGAGCCGUCUCUUUUUGUCGUACAUUUAUGGUUUGUUUUUAUUUUAACUGUAAGCAGCAGCAGCAAGAAAGAAGAUAGCGUGUCAAAGCGAGAGUAAGAGAGAAGGGAAGCGUCGCGAAGGCAACGUAUCAUCAUCAAAAGACGCAAUUUGUGAAUAAUUUAAUCGUACAUUCACACGAAGACAGCAAGAAGAGCGCACUGCCAAAGUAAGUGACUGAAGCUACUCUCCAAGAGAGCAAGUGAGAGCGAGUGCUUGUUAAAGAGUUAAAAAGAGAAGCUUACGCACGACGCUUGAUGUUUGCGCGCAGUGGAAUUAGCGCUUCGCCCAAUGGGGGCGAUGGCAGCGGUGGGAGAGGAAGCAGCGACGGUGGCGGCAGCAGCGGCAGCAGCGGCAGCGCUGCUGCUACUGGCAGCAUUGAACUGUUAUGUCCACCCAGCGGCAGCAGCAGCAUUAGCGGCAGCGGCAGUUUUAGCAGCAGCGGCGCAAGCACAACGGCAACUAACAGCACCAGUGUCAGUGCGUCGACGCCAGCAGCGGCAACGCAGGCAGCAGCGGAGAGCAGCGAGAGUAAUAACAAUCGUAAUCUGAGCUUACAACUGACUAAUAAUCACAACAACAACAACAAUAAUAAUAAUUACAACAACAAUAGCAUCAACAACAACAACAAUAAUAAUAAUUAUUAUCACAGCGGCAGUACAAAUCUAAUCAGCGGCAUCUGCAGCAGCAUUUGGCGUACCGCAACCUUUGGCAGCGCUGCUCCCAUUGCAAGCAUAAUGACAGCCAAUAGCAGCAGCGGCAGCAGCAGCGCUGUCAGCAGCGUCAGCUAUACGUCCAACGGUUCCUCAACAGGUGACGAGGUGUGCAUUGUUGAGCAGCAGCAGAGCAAGCGCACAGUGGCUACCAAUACGAAUUUGCUGGGCGGGCAACAGGACGAGUCCCAAACAUUCCUAGGCGCCACCGAACUGGACGAUGAGCUAAUCAAACAACUGCCAAAGGAGGUAUUGCUGCGUGUUUUCUCCUACCUGGAUGUCGUCUCGCUAUGCCGCUGUGCUCAGGUGUGCAAAUAUUGGAACGUACUCGCCUUAGACGGUUCCAGCUGGCAAAAAAUCAAUUUAUUCGAUUUUCAACGUGAUAUUGAGGGUCCGGUAAUUGAGAAUAUAUCGCAAAGAUGUGGCGGUUUUCUCAAAUCACUAUCGUUACGUGGUUGUCAAUCGGUGGGAGAUCAGUCCAUCAAAACUCUAGCAAAUCACUGCCACAACAUCGAACAAUUGGAUCUGUCGGAGUGCAAGAAGAUCACAGAUAUAUCCGUCACAGAUAUAAGCCGAUAUUGCAGCAAAUUGACAGCCAUUAAUUUGGAUUCCUGCUCCAAUAUAACAGACAAUAGCCUCAAAUAUAUAUCAGAUGGCUGUCCGAACCUGCUCGAGAUCAACGUGUCCUGGUGCCAUUUGGUCUCGGAAAAUGGGGUCGAGGCGCUGGCUCGCGGCUGUGUCCGUCUUCGAAAGUUCAGCAGUAAAGGUUGUAAACAGAUUAACGACAAUGCCAUCACGUGCCUGGCUAAAUACUGUCCCGAUCUAAUGGUGCUAAAUCUACACAGUUGCGAGACGAUCAGCGAUUCGUCAAUACGUCAGUUGGCGGCUAACUGUCACAAGUUGCAAAAACUUUGUGUUUCCAAGUGUGUGGAAUUAACAGAUCUCUCGCUGAUGGCAUUAUCUCAGCAUAAUCAGCAGCUCAACACGUUGGAGGUGUCCGGAUGUCGCAAUUUUACGGACAUCGGAUUUCAGGCGCUGGGACGCAACUGUAAGUACCUGGAGCGCAUGGAUCUGGAGGAGUGCAGCCAGAUUACGGAUCUAACCUUGGCCCACUUGGCCACCGGUUGUCCCAGUCUCGAGAAAUUGACGCUGUCGCACUGUGAAUUAAUUACUGACGAUGGCAUCCGUCAUUUGACCACAGGCAGCUGUGCAGCCGAAAGUCUCUCGGUGCUGGAACUGGACAAUUGUCCACUGAUCACGGAUCGCACGUUGGAGCAUUUAGUGUCAUGCCACAAUCUGCAGCGCAUCGAGCUCUUUGACUGCCAGCUCAUCUCACGCGCCGCCAUACGCAAGCUGAAGAAUCAUCUACCAAAUAUCAAGGUGCAUGCAUAUUUUGCACCUGUAACACCGCCCGCCGUGACAAGCGGACAUCGGCCGAGAUAUUGUCGCUGCUGUGAGAUUCUCUGAGAUACGGCCAUUGGCUUUGCCAGAAGAAUAAUGCGUAAAUCCGCCACAGACUGAUGUUGGCCUGUCUGCAUCGUCAUGAUUGCCAUGGUCAUUAGUCUGACCCUCAUCUCGAUGCUUUAUUUGCUCGGUAUGCUCGAUGGCAACUGGUGAAUGUCCAGCCACACACCCCACAUACACACACACACCCCACACACACACACACCAAUUAUAAGCUGUGUAUAACUAAAGCAAGAUUCUAAUAUCGAAACAAAACAACAACCGUAAAAAUUGUAACGAAAUUCGUAGUGUUUUUAAGCAAAGAAAUCAAGCGAACAUUUUUUGUAGUAUUUAGUUUGCGAAAGUUUCUAAAACUUCCCUCAAUAUGUAAAAAUUGUGAUUAUUUUAUUUAAUAUGCUAAGCUGUUAUUAUAACUAGUUAACAUUUUUAUUUUAAUUUUUAUUUAAACUUUUACUACUUUUCCUGUAGUUUUUCGUGUGCAUUAAGUAUUAGUAGAUUUUCUUUCUGUUCGUAUUGUGUUUUAUUUCACUUAUAUUUUGUGUAGAUGUAAAUAUAUCUACUUUAUGCUUAAAUAUUAACUACACACACACAGUCUCACACAAACACAAACACAACACACACAUACACUCAUUGGUAGCUUAAAAAAUAUGCAUGCUAAUUAAAUGUUGAUAAUUUAUGACUAUAAUUUAUAUAUGCUGCAUAUUUAAAUAUAUAUAACUGAGAUUUUAAUAAAGUCUAAACAUGUCGAUAGAACCACUAAGCGUUCACCAACACACACAUACACACCUUUACACACCCACACACACAAACAAUGAAAACUUUAUGCUAUUCCCUAAAAAUUGUUGCUAAACCUUUUUUUUUUUAAUAGUGCCAGGUAUAACUAUUUAAACUAGAACAUAUGUUAUACGAAAUGCAAAUUGUAUAUUACACCAGAACAAAACGAAACAGAGAAAAUGAAGAUAAAGAUAAAGUUAAAAACAAAAUACAAUGAUAACAAAAAACUGAUGAUAAAUAAAGUAAACACUAAAGUGCAAGCAUGUCUUUUACACACAAACAAACAAACAAAAAAACCAUAUGGAUCAGCGUUUCUAAAACACAAUCUUCUCAUACAACACAAAUGAUAAAUAAAAAAAUCUAUAUAUAUACACAUAUAUUCAUUAAAAAAUGAUAAAUAUAUAUAUUAUAUUAAUAUCUGUACAUGUAUAAUUGUCUAUUUUGUAAAUGUAUUCCGCACUUUAGAGGGGUACAAAAGUCGCCAACAUUUUCAAAUGACUUUAGCGCACAAUUUAAUCCAAACAUUUGAUUCAUUUAUACCCUUUUAUAGUUUCUUAGCUCUACUGUUUUUGUUAACUAACGGUUUCCUGUACCAAAAAAAAAAAAAAACCAAAAAACUAUCCUAUAAUU